CUUCGCCCGAGACUGGUUCACGCACACUAUUUCUGUUUGCCUCGCGCAAUCGUACGUUCGUGUCAUGCCGAAGGGACGGUCCUACGGUUUCCAUUGCCAGCCGGCAUAACGCCCUGCACGGAAAAGAGAUAGUAGUCAGCGACGUGUUGCUGAUGCCACUGCCGUUACUCCCUGGCGGCUCCAUCGGGGCCGCCACGUGCGAUUGAGGGUGUGCGUUUGCUGCAACGCUUACGCACACCGUCACACAUUUGUUUACUAGCUCCGUCAUCAUUCUCACCCUUCCACCCUCUAAGCGCGCCCUUGCUCCAACCCCCUUCUCUGUGGACGCGUUGGACACGUUUAUGUCCCUCAUACAUGGCCAGCUUCGGGGGGACUGGAGCAUCGAGUGCUUCUGUGUGCGUUACAUCUUUGGAAGCAUUUCGGAUCGGCAAUGUCGUUGUGCAUUCGAUCGCUGAUCGCGACGAACCACACUGUUUACGAUCGUCACUCUAUUUUUGCGUUUAAUCCAGCGAAUGUGAAGUCAUCGCUGGACUACGCGGCUCUGGGGACAGACGUGCUUCCCAAGCAUGUCCCCUUCUGCAAUUCUUUGCUGUUAAAGAUGAGCAGCAUUUUAAAAGUGUUAAUUUGGAUAUUUCUUUUGGCUGCAGUACGCUUUUAUCGGUCAAGGUUGUAAUUGUUGCUAACAAGCUGAAGCAGAAACGAUGCUCGUCCAUUCGGUGAACCGUGAGUAGUGUGUCUGCGUGUCAUCAUAGUGUUCCCAAGUGCCGUGUUUGUACGCCCGGGUGCGCUGCCUCGGGGGUGUAGGAGAUCGUCUUCGCGAGGAGCUGCUUCCGUAAGCCGAUCCCACCCAUCGACCCCAGUCACCCAGUCCAGUCGGUUUGUGAGUCAUGGAGCGUAUAUUGCGAGGCGUUAUGCGUUACCGGCAUACGACCCGCGAGCAAAUGGUGCAGGAAUUUCGGAAAGUUCGUGACAAUCCGCAGCCUAAAGCCGUGUUUUUCACCUGCAUGGACAGUCGCAUGAUCCCGACCCGGUUUACCGAGACGCACGUCGGCGACAUGUUUGUCGUGCGUAAUGCCGGCAAUCUGGUACCGCACGCAGAGCACUUCCAGGACGAGUACUUUAGCUGCGAACCGGCCGCCCUAGAGUUGGGCUGUGUCGUGAACAACAUCAAGCACAUCAUCGUCUGCGGGCACAGCGAUUGUAAAGCGAUGAACUUGCUGUACAAGCUGAAAGAUCCCGAGUUUGCCUCGUUGGACAACCGGCGCAUAUCGCCGCUGCGGGCGUGGCUGUGCGAGCACGCCAACACGAGCCUUGCCAAGUUUCAAAACCUCAAAGAAAUCGGGCUCGAUAAGCCGCUCAUCUUCUCGUCCGAAACGCCGCUCCGCAAGUUCGUCGCGUACAUCGAUCCGGAGAACAACUUUGCGAUCGAGGACAAGCUGUCCCAGGUGAACACGCUGCAGCAGAUCGAGAACGUGGCGUCGUACGGGUUUCUCAAGCGCCGGCUCGAAUCGCACGAUCUGCACAUCCAUGCGCUCUGGUUCGAUAUCUACACGGGCGACAUCUACUUCUUUAGCCGCAACUCGAAACGGUUCAUUGCGAUCGACGAAAGCUCGAUCGACCGAUUGCUGGACGAGGUACGGCGAUACUAUUCGUGAUGCACCGUGUUUUUUUUAAGGGGGGGUAUAGCUUUAGCUGAGCAAUACGGGUUGAAAGUAGCGGGAGGGAAAUGCUUUCUAGAUUGCUAUCGGGUGCAAAUGAACGGGUUUGCAAAGCUGCGUAGUUAGUGUAUUGUGAUUGUAAAUCAAAAGUGAACGUUAUGUUAGUUUCUGUGUGUAGUAGAAUCAGAUGAUUGUGCAAUGUCGCUGUAUAGAGUCGCUUCUUUUGUAUAAUGUUUCGCAAUAAACAUGGUACAUGUUUCGCGGGGCUCGAA
Molecule: messenger RNA, 1930 nt
Organism: Anopheles merus
Lineage: Eukaryota; Metazoa; Arthropoda; Insecta; Diptera; Culicidae
Gene: CAHbeta
Product: beta carbonic anhydrase 1
Exons: 3
Coding region: 888-1655 (255 amino acids)
Molecular function (GO): zinc ion binding; carbonate dehydratase activity
Source: RefSeq, a predicted model, not a curated record